Salarias fasciatus (jewelled blenny) is the source of this 17005-nucleotide messenger RNA. RefSeq names its product zinc finger homeobox 3b (gene zfhx3b). Bases 759 to 12401 code for a protein of 3880 amino acids. Lineage: Eukaryota; Metazoa; Chordata; Actinopteri; Blenniiformes; Blenniidae. Gene Ontology annotation, biological process: regulation of neuron differentiation; regulation of transcription by RNA polymerase II. The transcript has 14 exons. The record is from RefSeq and is a predicted model, not a curated record. Gene Ontology annotation, molecular function: RNA polymerase II cis-regulatory region sequence-specific DNA binding; zinc ion binding; DNA-binding transcription factor activity, RNA polymerase II-specific. Gene Ontology annotation, cellular component: nucleus.
CUUUAAACAGCUGCCUACAAGCCCAGGUAGUGCGUGCCGGCUUCUAAAUAAGCAGCACAUUCACCGUCCCCUUCAGGACGGGAGGCUAGGCUGCAGAGUGUGAAAUCAGACUAAUACAGUGGCGUAGGGCUGAGCAGGAGCAGGAAGCAGCUCCUGCAUGACUUACUUAGACCAGAGGUUUAGAGGACAAGAAACCAGCAGAAGGAAAAAGAGGGGAUUGGACGUGAGAGGAAAAAAAGGGGAUAAAAGACAGUAAGGGCUGUGAAGGAAGCUUCUCUCUGCUUUACAGCCGGUUGCAGCCGGCUGUGUGUGAAGACGUUUGAUCAGCCUGUGCUGCCUACCAGAUCUCCUGUGGCCCAAAGGCAAUGGCGUCAUCCUGAUUAGUUCUCCAUGUGACUCGGGAGUCCCUAAAUCCCAAAAUGUAUAGCUUUGGAAAACCCUGGAAAUACCUGGAAUUCUAGGAGUUGAUCACCAAAACUUCUUCAGGUGCCCAGGCACCGGAUCAAUAGCUUUACAUUUGCCUUUUAUUAUUUUUGAGUAUACAAAGAAACAAAGUCUGAAUAUUAGCAAUAGCUGUUGGCCUUCCGACAUUGCAUCAACGAACCUGCUGUGACCAAGAGGGUGUGACCUUUCUGCCUGCUGACUUCAAACGGACACUUGAAAAGAAAACGCAGUCAGAGAAGCUUCCGUGUGUUGGAAACCCAGACCAAAAACCCCAUCAGGCCUGGAUGCGAUGAACGCCUCAUGUAGGCAUCAGCAUGGACAGCUGUGAGUCUCCCGUGGUUUCUGGGACAGACGAUGGGCUCGGGUCCUCCCAGCAGCAGCAACCACCACAGCCCUGGAACGAUCACUCUAGCUCACAGGUCACUUGUACCAACAAGGCACCUUCCCUGGAUCCUCUGUCUCUCUCGACUCCCUUCACUUCCCAACCCCAAAACUCUGUUGCCCCUCAUGACGGGGUGAGAGAUCUGCAGUCCGAGCAGCAACAGCCAAAACAGACGUCACCCCAGGCUCACCGUGAUAGCUCUGCCACAGGCCAGCUGCAUCCCAGAAGAGAGGGUCUUGAGGAAGAGGAGCAAGAGGGGGUGAGCUGUGGAGAGGAGGAAGAAUCUGAGGACUUAGAUGAAAUGGAGAUUGACAGCUGUUUCCCAAGUCUUCAACCUUUCCCUGGGGUACCGAUGGCCUCAGGGGGUGGGGGCAUGCCCACUCUUCUGCGACACCAGCCCACACAACAACAGGCGCCACCUGAGAGUGGGAGUGAGGAAGGAGAGGAGGAAGAGGAAGAGGAAAGUAGUGAUGUAGAAAACUUGGCUGGAGAGAUAGUUUACCAACCAGAUGGCUCAGCCUACAUUGUGGAGAGCCUCAGCCAGUUGAUCCAAAGUAGUGGAGGCAUGGUGCCCGGCCUGCUUCCCACAAACUCUCUGACGAGUGGGGGGAAACCGGGGGAACCUGCUGCGACUUCGUCCACGGUCUACCCACAGAUCAUCAACACGUUUCACAUAGCCUCGUCCUUUGGGAAGUGGUUUGGCAAUUCAGACCAAGGUUUUCCCAAUACCUCAACAAUGGCAGGUCUUAGCCCUGUCCUGCACAGUUUCCGUGUCUUCGAUGUGCGGCACAAAAGCAACAAGGAUUACCUGAACAGCGAUGGGUCUGCCAAGAAGUCCUGUGUAUCCAAAGAUGUUCCUAACAACGUGGAUUUCUCCAAAUUUGAUGGACUAGCCCUAUAUGGCAAGGGUAAGCCCAUUUUCAUGUGUUUUCUCUGCAAGCUAUCCUUUGGCUACGCCCGCUCCUUUGCCACUCAUGCCGUCCAUGAUCACCGCAUGACACUGUGUGAGGAUGAGCGGCGGCUGCUGGGGGACAAGCAUGCAUCUGCCAUCAUCCAGGGCAUUGGGAAGGACAAGGAGCCCCUCAUUAGUUUCCUGGAACCAAAAAAUAAGAGCACUCCUCUGCCACCUACCCUGCACCCAAUUAACUCUGGACAGAGCUUCUAUGGCACAUUUAGUGGUGUCCAUCUGGAGACUGGAAACAGCAGCGGAGGCAAUGACACCCUGAACAAAGACUCUGACUCUGGCCUCCAGCAACAGCAGCAGCAACAAACCCCACUUAGCUCAGUUCUCUCUGUUGGAGGGCUGAGUAUUCCCAAAGCAUCCUCUCUUACCUCAUCCUUAGGCUCUGCCAAAGACUCCAGUGCCCUGCCCAAACAGGGAGGGAGAACAGAGGAGCCUGCUGGGAAAGAGUUGGCAUGUAAGGGAGAAGAUGGGAACACAGAGGGACAUGAGAGCAAAGCGCACCUAUCUAACCAGAUGGGGGGCUCUGAAGAAGAACUGUUAUUAGGGGAGGAGGAAGACGAGGUGGAGGCAGAAAGCACUGCAGUGGCUUGUGGUGGUAACAGUAGCAGCGGUGGGGGUGAAGCAGGGGAACCAGCUGUCUCAAACCAAAGCAUUUCCAAAUCUCCUUUAUUAAUGCCUAGUAGCACUCUCCAGCCUUCUGCCUGCGCCUCUGCAGGUAGUUCCACACUCAGCAGCAAAGCCCUCGCUUCCCAUUCCUCCUCUGUCAAGGAAGAGGGUUCAGCUGCAGACGGUGGGGGGAGUACCUCAGAGCUCCCUCUGAGCUUUAACUGCCAGGGAUCCACAGUUCCCAUGGCAAUGGCGGCAGCCGCCGUCAGAAGGAGCGAGGAUGACACUGCUGGCACUUACUCCUCGCCUCUGUCCUCCAAUGCUGCUGCUGAUGAAAGUGCCAAUAGAGAUAGUGCCACAGCUCCAGAACCAAAUGAUUGCCCGGCAGAGGGAGAGGAGGAGAAUGGAGCCCUUCUGCAUCAUCACCACAUGCAUCACCAUCAUCAUCACCUUCACCCCUCAUCUCAUGGACACUCUCUUGCCCUUCCCGGGAGCUCCUGUGACAUAACAGGAAUGGGAGAGUGUUCACAGAACCAUGGGCUUGGUGGCAGCACAGGAAGUGGGGUAGAAUGCCCCAAAUGUGACACUGUUUUGGGUUCUUCGCGUUCCCUGGGUGGUCACAUGACCAUGAUGCAUUCACGCAACUCAUGCAAGACACUCAAGUGUCCCAAAUGCAACUGGCAUUACAAGUACCAGCAGACACUGGAGGCCCACAUGAAAGAGAAGCACCCAGACUCUGGAGGCUCCUGUGUGUAUUGCAGCAGUGGUCAGAGUCACCCUCGUCUUGCACGUGGAGAAAGCUACACCUGUGGAUACAAGCCCUUCCGGUGUGAGGUGUGUAACUACUCAACCACCACAAAGGGCAACCUAAGUAUCCACAUGCAGUCUGACAAGCAUCUAAACAACAUGCAGACACUGCAGAAUGGAGGUUCUAUUGGUUCUGCGCAGGAACAGGUGUUUGGACAUACCACAGGAGGUGUGGUGGCUGUCCCCUCUGUGACCCAAGCCAGUAGCCAUCACCCUCCUCACCACCAUCCGACGCAGUCCUCAACCCAUAUGUCCGGACCAUGUGGGGCCCCUUCUCCAACUAAACUGAAGAGCAAACCUACGUGGCGUUGUGAAGUAUGUGACUAUGAGACCAACGUGGCGCGGAACCUGCGAAUCCAUAUGACGAGCGAGAAGCACAUGCACAACAUGAUGCUACUCCAGCAGAACGUGACUCAGAUGCAGCAUGGACGACUCGGCCUGGGGGCAAUGCCUUCGCCCUCAGAGGCUGAGCUCUACCAGUACUAUCUGACUCAGAACAUGAGCCUUCCACCAGGCCUCAAGAUGGACCCAGCUGGUGCUGAAGCCCAGUUCUUGAUGGGGAGCUUUCACCUGGACCCCAGCAUGGCCGCCCUGGGACCUGCACUCGUAGGUGGGGAAAUCCCUAUGGAUGUGCGGCUGGGCGGUGGGCAGUUGGUGUCCGAAGAACUGAUGAACCUGGGAGAAAGUCUUUCGCAAACAACGGAUCCUUCGCUGAAGCUCUUUCAGUGUGCCGUGUGCAACCGCUUCACCACCGACAACCUGGAUCUGCUUGGCAUGCAUAUGGGAGCUGAACGCAGCCUGCCGGAGGAGGAGUGGCGCGCUGUGGUGGGAGACUCGCACCAGUGCAAGUUGUGCCACUACACCACUCAACUCAAGGCCAACUUCCAGCUGCACUGCAAAACAGACAAGCAUGUGCAGAAGUACCAACUUGUGGCUCACAUCAAAGAAGGGGGCAAAGGCAAUGAAUGGCGAUUGAAAUGUGUUGCCAUUGGCAAUCCAGUGCACUUAAAGUGCAAUGCCUGUGACUACUACACGAACAGCCUGGAGAAGCUAAGGAUGCACACAGUCAACUCCCGCCAUGAAGCCAGCCUCAAACUAUACAAGCACCUGCAGCAGCACGAAAAUGCAGUGGAGGGUGAUGCCUGCUAUUAUCAUUGCGUGCUGUGCAACUACUCGACCAAGGCCAAGCUCAACCUGAUCCAGCAUGUGCGCUCCAUGAAGCACCAACGCAGCGAGAGCCUCAGGAAGCUUCAGCGCUUGCAGAAGGGCCUACCGGAAGACGACGAGGACCUCAGCUCCAUCUUCACCAUUCGCAAAUGCCCGUCCUCAGACACAGGAGAGCUGAGCGAGGAUGUGGAGGCUGCUAGUGAGACCACCACAGACCAGGAGGACCAAACCAAAGACAGAGAAAGUGGGGGGGAGAAGGAGCUCACCAAAGGGACAGCCUUGUCCAGCCACCUGGAGCAGCACCAGUCAGAGUCCCCCGUUCCCUCCAAGAGGCCCUCCUCGCGCUCCGACACGUCGGAGAGCCCGCUUUCCUCCAAGCGUCCCAGGACAGCGGAGAAGGGCGCUGCGGAGCAGAUGUACCAGUGCCCCUACUGCAAGUUCACCAACACAGACCUGAAUCGGCUCAGAAUGCACGUGAUGACGCAACACUCUGUCCAGCCAAUGCUGCGAUGUCCGCUGUGCCAGGAUAUGCUCAACAACAAGAUCCACCUGCAGUUCCACCUCACGCACCUCCACAGCGUGGCGCCGGACUGUGUCGACAAGCUCAUUGCCACCGUGACAGCGACUGAGGCACUACCAGCAAGCAUGUUUAUACCUGUACCAAGUCCCGACAGAGAGUCCCAGAGCACUCCUCAUGCUACACCCAACUCAAACGCUGAGGAUACAAAGAAGCAACCUGAUGCAUCAGAUGCAGAUGCUGAGAAGGGAGCCUCACUCCCCACAGAGUUAGCUGAAGCUCGCAAGUCACCUCUGGAUGAUCAGCAGUCAGAAAGAGAGGAUUCUACGGGAUUCUUGUGCUGGAAGAAAGGCUGUAAUCAAGUAUUUAAGUCAUCCAACUCGCUCCAAAUGCACUUCAAUGAAGUUCACAACAAAAGGCCCCAGUUGCCUGUUUCAGAUCGCCAUGUCUACAAAUACCGCUGUAACCAAUGCAGCUUGGCCUUCAAGACUGUGGAAAAAUUACAACUUCAUUCACAGUAUCACGUAAUCAGGGCAGCCACGAUGUGCUGUCUUUGCCAACGAAGUUUCAGAACACUGCAGGCCUUGAAGAAGCAUUUAGAAACCAGCCACCUGGAGCUGAGUGAAGCUGACAUCCAACAGUUAUAUGGUGGUUUGCUAAUGAAUGGUGACCUCAUGGUGAUGGGUGAUCCCACUCUUGGUGAAGAGCACGGAAGUAUGGGAGAAGAUGACAAAGAAGGAGAUGAAAGUGAUCCAGAAGAGAAACAAAGCCCAACAGGCAGUGAUUCUGGAUCACUGCAAGAAGAUUCUGGAUCUGAACCUAAGCGUGCUUUGCCAUUCAGAAAGGGCCCUAACUUUACUAUGGAGAAGUUUUUAGAUCCAUCUCGUCCCUUCAAAUGCACUGUAUGCAAAGAGUCUUUCACUCAGAAGAACAUUCUUCUGGUUCACUAUAAUUCUGUCUCCCACCUGCAUAAGGUGAAGAGGGCUCUGCAAGAAUCUACUACUGGUCAGCCUGAGCCUACCAGCAGCCCUGACAACAAGCCAUUCAAGUGCAGCACAUGCAAUGUGGCAUAUAGUCAGAGUUCUACUCUGGAAAUUCACAUGCGCUCUGUUCUACACCAGACCAAAGCUAGAGCAGCGAAACUUGAAGCGGCAGGGGGCAUCACGAGCUCUGCAAGUUCAACUGGUUUGAGUGCCGGAGGGUCAAGCAUGAACACUUCAACAUCUAGUCCAAGCCCUGCUAGCAACUCAACAAGUAGCUCGAAUAACCACAAUUCUUCUGGAUCUCAGGCAGCCCAAAGUAUUAUUGGAGGAAAUCACAUAAACCAGACCCAUAGCAUGGACAGCAUGGGGAAUUCCUCAGUGAGCUGUCACUCUUCACCAUCUGAGAACCAUGAAAUGAAAAAGUCCAAAUUUUCAGAAAUUCUCUCUGCAAGGGGUGCACAGCAACAACAGCAGCAACAGCUUCAACAACAGCAGCAGUUAGCUCAGGCACAAGCCCAAGCCCAAGCCCAGUUGCAACAAGAGCUCCAGCAGCAGGCUGCACUCUUACAAUCCCAGCUAUUCAACCCAGCACUUCUGCAGCACUUCCCAAUGACAACUGAUGCACUUCUCCCUCUACAACAACAGCAAUUGUUAUUCCCUUUCUACAUCCCUGGAGCAGAAUUUCAGCUAAACCCAGAGAUUAAUAUCAGUAACUCAGCACUUGGCCUCACAGGAUCCUCCCCUUCCUCACUGCUGGAAGAUUUAAAGAACACAGCCCAGCAGGCCCAGCAGAGUUGCUUGCAACAGCAGUUGAUGCACCAUCACCUUCAGCAGCAACACCAACAGCAACUGCAGCAACAACAGCAGCAGCAGCAGCCUCACUCUCAAGUUCAGGGACAAAUGGCUUUACUUCAACAAAGUGCGUCUCUCCUUCAGCAGUCUGAGAAAAAGCAGAAACAGACCUCUUCUCAGAAUGAGAAGGACAGAGAAACACAAAGAGAAAAAGAUUUAGUUGAAAAAAAUGACGACUAUGUAAACAAAGAUUCUACAGACGGCAAACCAAAAGAAAGGAAGGACAUUCAGCAUAUUUCAAUAAACAUAAACCAUGAUAGUGGCCUGCCUCCACCCAGGAUAGCUUCAGAUGCUCGAGGAAAUGCAACGAAAGCCCUGCUCGAAAAUUUUGGGUUUGAGUUAGUAAUUCAGUACAAUGAAAAUAAACAGAAAGCUCAGAAAAAGACAGCUGGACCUAGCGGAUCAAGUGGUCCAGGUGGAAUAACAAGAGUGGUGGAUCCUAUUGAAGGAUUAGAGAAACUGGAAUGUGAAGCCUGUGGCAAGCUGUUUUCAAACAUCUUGAUUUUGAAGAGUCACCAGGAGCAUAUCCACCAGGCCUUCUUUCCAUUUCGAUCCCUUGAGAGAUUUGCCAAGGAAUACAGAGAGCAUUAUGAUAAACUCUAUCCACUGAGACCUCCUACACCAGAGGCUGCUCCUGCUCCCCCACCACCGCCUCCACCUCCACCACCACCCCCUCCUGCACCCCAAAGAGCACCAACACCGAAUAUUCCAGUCUCUUCGGCUUCACUCACACCUCCAACUGUACCUCCUCCACAGCCACCCGUUCCUAUGACACAAAUACCCAUGCCAAUGGAUUUGCCCCUUUUCUCACCUCUUAUGAUGCAGCCCAUGUCUCUUCAGUCUUUACCCACUCAAUUGCCUCCCCAGUUACCAUCUGUUGAGCCAAGUCUAGCAUCAGACCUUGCCCAGCUCUAUCAGCAGCAACUCACGCCAGCCAUGCUACAACAGCAGCAGAACAAGAGGCCAAGAACACGCAUCACUGAUGACCAACUUCGAGUCUUACGACAAUACUUUGACAUCAACAACUCCCCGAAUGAGGAACAGAUCAAAGAGAUGGCAGACAAAUCAGGGCUGCCACAGAAGGUCAUAAAGCACUGGUUCAGAAACACCCUGUUUAAAGAACGCCAGCGCAAUAAAGACUCACCUUACAACUUCAAUAAUCCACCAACAACAACCCUAGAAGACACAAAAAUUGACUCCAAGCCUCCAUCUCCUGAACCUCAGAGACAUGAAUUGCAUGGUAGUAAGAGAUCAUCUAGGACAAGGUUUACUGACUACCAACUGAGAGUCCUACAAGACUUCUUUGAUGCCAAUGCUUAUCCCAAGGAUGAUGAAUUUGAACAGCUUUCCAACCUUUUGAGCCUUCCUACUCGAGUUAUUGUUGUAUGGUUCCAAAAUGCUCGGCAGAAGGCAAGGAAAAAUUAUGAGAACCAGGGUGAUGGCGCAAAAGAGGGCGAAAGACGAGAACUCUCAAACGACAGAUAUAUCCGGACAUCAAAUCUGAACUACCAGUGCAAGAAAUGUAGCCUAGUUUUCCAGCGUAUAUUUGACUUAAUAAAACACCAAAAGAAACUGUGUUACAAAGAUGAAGAUGAGGAAGGGCAGUAUGACAGCCAAAAUGAGGAUUCAUUGGAUCUUUCCCAUGAAUGCUAUACUCCCUCUGGGUCUUCCUGUCACACCCCAAUGCCCACUUCUUCAAGUCUCUGUCCUCUUCCACCCUCGACUUCAGCAUUCUCUCACAUCCCAUCCUCUGAGAAAGAAGAGGCUUCACCAGCAUCCACCUCAAACCUUUAUGAUGAGAAGCCCAAGCAGUUGCCAGAUAUCUCUGCUGAUCCACGAGAAAACCAAACUUCUAUUAAACAGGAAGUUGUACACCAACCACAGUCUGAGGCACAACAUCAUAGGCCACAGAGAGAAGAGAAGAUCCAAAAUGUUGCGCAGUCCAUCAAGCAUUCAUCACCUUCCUUUUCUCAGCAGCAGCAGUGUGGUCCCUCAGCCUCUCAGACAAGUCAGGCCUCUUCUCAAAGCUCUCACAUGAGCCUCAAUCCACACCUGGCCUCUGCCACACAACAACUUGCACAACAAAUGAUCCCGUACCAGUGUGAGCAGUGCAAGAUUGGCUUCCCUUCCUUUGAGCACUGGCAGGAACACCAGCAAUUGCAUUUUCUCUCAGUGCAAAAUCAGUUUAUCCACCCCCAGUUCCUUGACCGUCCACUUGACAUGCCUUUCAUGCUGUUUGAUCCAAGCAAUCCUCUCCUGGCAAGUCAGCUACUCUCUGGGGCAAUGCCACAGAUUCCCAGCAGCUCUGCCACUUCUCCGUCCACCCCAACCUCCACCAUGAACUCUCUGAAGAGGAAGCUAGAAGAGAAAGCUAACACUAGCCCUGGAGAGAAUGACAGCACAAAUAGUGGCGAAGAGCCACAGAGGGACAAGCGGCUGAGAACCACCAUCACACCUGAGCAGCUAGAGAUCUUGUAUCAAAAAUAUUUAUUAGAUUCAAAUCCUACACGUAAAAUGCUUGACCACAUUGCCCAUGAAGUGGGAUUGAAAAAGAGAGUUGUGCAAGUAUGGUUCCAAAAUACUAGAGCAAGAGAGAGAAAAGGCCAGUUUAGAGCAGUUGGACCAGCUCAAGCUCAUAGGAGGUGCCCUUUUUGUCGAGCUCUCUUCAAAGCAAAAACAGCCCUUGAGGCACACAUUCGCUCUCGUCACUGGCAUGAAGCCAAACGUGCUGGAUAUAACUUGACGCUUGCUGGUAUGUUACCGGAGCCAGACAACAUGCAAAUAAAAAUUGAUUCUCUUGAGACAUCCGUGUACCCCCAACUACCCACUACCACAAACAGUGAUGGACAAAGCUCUUCCAUGUCACCAGUGAACAAAGGCUUGGAUCUGUCUCCCAGGGGUCUACUCAGCCCUUCGUCCAUCAAAGUUGAAGGAAUGGAAGACUUUGAGAGUGCAACCAUGUCCUCUGUUAAUCUCAGCUUUGAUCAUAACAAAAUUGAUAAUGACGAUUGCUCUUCUGUGAAUACAGCCAUCACAGACACAACAACAGGUGAUGAGGCUAAUGCUGAUAACGACAGUGCUGAUGCAAAGCACAGCCACAACAGUGGUGAUUACCUUUCUAAGUCUGGAGGCACAGUCCCCGGCCUUGAAAACGAUGAUCAGAUGUCCUCCGGGCUGGUAAGCCCAGCGACAAGCUAUUAUGCUAAGGACUAUGACAAUGAACAUAUGAUUGACCAUAGCGAGACUUCAAGUCUGGCUGACCCUUGUUCACCAAGUCCUGGAGCCUCUGGAAGUAGGAGCAUUGACAGUGGAGAUCGACCUGGCCAAAAACGUUUCCGAACCCAGAUGACAAACCUCCAGCUGAAAGUGUUGAAAUCUUGCUUUAACGACUACCGGACUCCCACUAUGCUGGAAUGUGAGGUGCUUGGCAAUGACAUUGGACUUCCAAAGAGAGUGGUUCAGGUAUGGUUUCAAAAUGCCCGCGCCAAGGAGAAAAAAGCAAAGCUCAACAUGGCCAAGCACUUUGGAAUAAAUCAAACAUCGUACGAGGGGCCGAAGACUGAAUGCACUUUGUGUGGUGUCAAGUACAGUGCUCGCCUCUCAGUUCGUGAUCACAUUUUCUCCCAGCAACACAUCUCUAAGGUGAAGGAUACUAUUGGCAGCCAGAUUGAUAAAGAAAAGGAAUACUUUGAUCCAGCCACUGUCCGCCAACUUAUGGCCCAGCAAGAGAUGGACCGCAUUAAGAAAGCCAAUGAAGUUUUAGGACUGGCACAGCAGCAGGCCAUGCAACAACAGGGGAUGUUUGAUAACCCUGCAAUGCAGGCUCUGAAUCUCCAGUCAGCUUAUCCAAACCUGCAAGGCAUCCCACCUGUACUUUUGCCAGGGGUUGGCAGCCCCUCUCUUUCCAGCUUUAACUCAUCCAAUUCAGCUUUAACUCCUCCAAAACCUUCAAACCUCCUGAACAUGCCUGGUGCCAGUGUUCCCUCACCGAGCCUCCCGACAUCUGGAUUACCCAACAAACCUCCCUCCUCAUCGUCUCUUGCUGCAUCCAGUCCAGCCCAGACCAACACGUCUGCAUCCCAGUCCAGCCCCACCUCGACAUCCAACUGCACUUCUUCAACCACCCAGUCCGGCUCAAGACCUGAACCCCCCAAAGAACGCGAUGCUGAGAGGGUAAGAGAGAAGGAGAAGGCCAAGGAAAAGACAGACAAGCCCUCAACCCCUUCAUCAACUGGAAGCACUCCUGCCCCGUCAACUUCUGCUGCCAGCGCCAAGAAGGAAAAGCCAGAUACAGCAGUUCCUGCCACGUCUAUGCCAACACCCGGCAUGGAAUAUGUGGUCGACGCUGCCCAGCUACAGGCCCUGCAGGCUGCUUUGGCAUCAGACCCCACAGCGCUCCUCACAAACCAGUUUUUACCCUACUUCAUGCCUGGCUUCUCCCCGUAUUACACCCCACAGAUCCCCGGUGCCCUCCAAGGAGGCUACUUGCAACCCAUGUAUGGAAUGGAAAGUCUCUUUCCUUACAACCCAGCAUUGUCACAAGCACUGAUGGGCCUGUCUCCAGGGUCCCUAUUGCAGCAUUACCAGCAAUAUCAGCAGAGCUUGCAGGAGGCACUGCAGCAGCAGCAGCGGCAGCUUCAGCAGAUCCAGCAACCCAAGGCCAGCCAAACUCCAGUUCCCCCUCAAAACUUGGGGGAUCGCAAAGAUUCUGCCAAAGAGCCAGUGAAAACAGAGGAGCAAAAGGGCAACCCACAUAGUGAACCCCCCACUUCCUCAUCCUCAACCUCGUCGUCAUCCUCCUCCUCUCAUAAUAAAGUACCCUCUGAGCAGAAUGAAAUGGAUGGCAAAGCUGUGGACCCCCAUCUAGACCAGUACAUCGUCCCCAAGGUGCAGUAUAAACUGGCAUGCCGCAAGUGUCAAGCUGUUUUCACCAAGGAAGAUGCGGCUAUAACCCAUCUUAAAUCAAACUGUUUUUUCGGUCAGUCUGUGGCAAACCUGCAAGAGAUGUUGCUGCGUGUCCCCGGUGGCGUAGGUGCAGGGGCUGGAAGUCUCUAUGACUGCCUGGCUUGCAACACUACGUUGGAUGGGGAGAAAGCACUCAGUCAACACCUGGAAUCGGCAUUGCACAAACACAGAACAAUCAAGCGAUCAGUCAGAAAUGCCAAAGAGCACGCUACUAGUUUAUUACCUCACUCUUCAGCCUGCUUCCCCAAUCCUAACACCGCAUCUACCUCGCAGUCUGCCACUCAUCCCAUCAGCAGCCCCCCUCCCCCGCCAACAACAUCAGCCACCAUGCCAUCCACUGCUGCAUCCUCUUCCCUGUGCUCCUCCUCAACCACCCCACUUAACACCACAGCUGCCGGCAAACCCUGGCCCCAGGCCCCUUUCUCCAGAGCUUUAGCUGGGAAGCCCAAUGCUAGUCCCUCCUCUUCCUCCUCCUCUUUUCCUCCAGUGUCCUCACCUUCAACGGUUACCUCAAGUUCAUUGAGCACCUCAGGAGUUCAGACCUCGAUACCAACAGACGUCUUUACCGACGAGUCUGACUCUGACAGCAGUCAGAAGUCAGCUGACAGGUUGGGCAGGACGGCAGAGGAGCCGCAGCAGCCUGGCUUUGUCAAAGACAGUAAUAGUUGUAGUAGUAAUCUUGCUAGUGUAGGAACAGACUCCAUCAGAUUGUAAAAGAGCUUUCAGUGAUGGACAAUAUUUAAAAAACACAAAAAAGACAAAAAAAAAUCACAAAUGGAAAAAAAAAACAUAAAAAGCAGCAAUGUUAAAAAUACAUUAAAAGUAUACAAACCAAUUUCAGAAAAAGAUGUGUAAAGACUAACUGCAAUUCCAAAGCUUGUAACCAAAAAUUUAAAUGUUAGUGGAUUGUUUUCCCAUAUCAACAUGCUGGUUUUAAUUUUUCUUGUUUGGUUUUGUUUUUUCUUUUUUUUUCUGUUCUUUUUUUUUUUUUUUUUUUUACAAUUUAAAUUAAAGUACAUGCAUACUAAUAUGUGAGAACAGAAAAGAUCGCUGCAAUUAUGUUUUGGGUGAUUAUAGAGGAAUGUUGUACUGUAUGGCAAUUGACUGCCUUGACAAAUGGCCCAAGAACCCUGUUGAAGAAAUGUGAGUCCACAAGCUGUCCCUUUCUUUUGUAAUAGUUUCUACUUAAUAGCACAGUCACAAAAAGCCAGUAUGUACUGUAUGGGAGAAUAGUCUAUCAGUUUUCUUGCUAUUUAAGCAUUCAGAUACCAAUGGCUUGCAAAAGUAAAAGAAUAAUGUAAUGUCUAUUUUAUUCUCAGGUCAACAGCUCACUGAUGUUUUUCUGUUACAGAAAUCCAUGUUUUAAGCCUUUUUGUUUCCAACAGGAGAUUAGCAUUAUGUUUUCUUUCAGAACUUGAUUUAAUCAUGUUAAGUUAAUUAAUUUUCAUUAAGGCAUUGUUUCUGGGCAUUCAAAAAGGGUAAAUGCUUUGCUGAUUUGAAUAUGAAAAUCCAUUUAAAGUGAGGAAAUCACAAUCCCAUUUUACCCAGAGAAGGAGAGCAUUGCAGACAUAUUAAUGAACGUUAAAAAGAGUUUGGAUUAAAUAACAAAAAAUAAAAAAAAUCAACCUUCUGUAUUUAUGAUAGAUAUGAGCAUUUUUGGUGUUAAGUAGAAUGUGGCAUUGGAAAUGAAUUUAAACAGUAUGGUAGGUUGAAAAAAAAAACUUUGUGUACAUUUAGCUUUUGUAUUGUCCAAUUUUAUGACACUUCAUUUGAUGUUGUCUUGGUCAUUCCGAUAGUCUAGAUUAUGGGCAGGUAAUUUAUCUGAACUUUAUUUCUGUCUUCUUCUCAGCUUCAUGGGAAACAUUCACCCAAAUGCUCCCCCCUAACCUGACAAGGCAGGAUCCUCUUUCAGAAAUAUUUAAAUUUUAUAAUUUGGUUGGUUCUGUGCUAGCCAACACAAAAAGAUCCUGGAUGAAAUAUUGAAAGAUUUAUUUUUAUUUAAUUUUCUUUGUUACCUUUGUGCACUUAUCACUGUCUGACUCCUAUUUCUCACUCUUCUUGUUCCUCUAUUCGCACUUAUUUUUCACUGUUCUCCUGUGUUUGUAGAUAUGUAUACUACAUUGCAGGUCUUUUGUUCUUCACGUAGUGUGGCUACAGUCUUUAAUUUCAUUUUGACAUUUUUGUUGUCAUAAAUGAAAAUGAAAAAAGAAUACUAAUAAUAAUUCUCACGCUUUAAGACAAAAAGAAAAUCCAAAGACUAAACACUUUCACCAUUGGUGCAUAAAGAUGAGAAAAGAGGCUUCUUUAUACUUGAGAAUUUGUUGCUGUUUUUAGGGGAAAGAAAACAAAGUUUUAAAAGAUAAAGGAGUACGCAUCAGAGUUGCCGUUUCUGCUUCUUUGCGAGCAAACAGGUGGCUUUUUUACGUAAAUACCAAAAACCAAAAAGGGCCCUUGUCCUUGCAUUGUGGAGUAGCACCGUUACAGAGCCAUUGCAGUUUGUAAGAUAGAGGUUAUUAAUCUUUGUUUGACUUUUGUCACAUUCAAAUGUCCAUUUUUUUAAUGAAAAUGUAUAAGGUCUGGUCUUCAAGGACAUACGUUUUGCUGCUAAUGUAGAAUUUUGAAAAAAAAAAAGGAAAAAAAGAGUACCUAGAUGCAUGCUCAUUUUGCUUUUGGCUAAGCUUUAACUAAAACAAACAAUAAACCAAUUUCUUGCCUCUGCAACACAUUUUUUUUUUCUUGUUGCAAAAACGGAACUUUGAAGACUGUGAAUAUAUGUUCCAAAGGACAUUUUGCCGACUUUCUUUUUGAACAGACCAAUGUUUAAAGCCAAUGAUCUAUAACGUUUGUAAAGAACAGUGCAUUCCAAAUAUCACAAUGUUUUGUUUUUUCUUAAGCAAGGACUGAUCCUAUUUCAUUUGAUUGCUUUUAAUAAUCAUAAUCUAUUUUUUUUUCCUAAUUUUUAAAGUGACUGUAAACUGUUGUGUAAAUUUUUUGCAUCAUUGGUUGCUGAACAAAGUGACCUCCAUUUGUCAUUUUUGUGCUGGCAUGGAACAUUGCUGAAAAUCCCUCCAUCCAGUUAAGGUUGUUGCUCACUUGUUAAGCAAGUAAUAGUGGUUACCAAAAAAUGUAUAUAAUACAUCUGGUACUGACGCGUCUCAUAGGUUUAGUGACAUUUAUGCCAGUCAAACCAACAACUAGUCUCAGAGGGAAAUCAUGGCUGUUUUGCUGAGGUGUUGCUGCCCCACCCCCACCUUUUCUGGGAGGUCCAUCAGUGACUCGUCGCUUGUGUCUGCAGGGUGCCACGUCCACAAAUAGCUUACAGGUUCUGAAGGGGGCAUCUUCAUUCCAAAGCAUUAUUUCUGGAAAUAGUAGGAGGUUUUUUUGAAGAUGUCCCUUUUCAAAUAGGAUGCUCUCAUAUCCAAAGAAGUCACCUGUUUCAGUUUGUUGCAAUGGAAAUGGAUGUGCAUAGGUACCCCACCUUCUCACUGAACUGUUUUUUUUCCUUUACUUUUUUUUUUUUUUUUUUUUUUCCUUAAGCCAAAACUAAGUAAUAUUUACAUUUGUGAAGCUACUUUUUGGCCACUGUUGUAUAGCCCAUAUAUUCGCCCCAAUUAGUAAAGGCACAAUCUCCAAAAUGUUUUAAAGUGCUUCGUCUUGCAGAGAAAUGUGAUUCGGUGUUAAUACCACAGCAUGCUCUUAAAAGUGAGUAGAUCUGGUCUGCAAGCUUACCACGUCUCAAAUCCAGUUCCCUGAAAUACUGUUCAUGAAAUGUAAUAUCUUGAUUUAAAAAAAACCUUAAGUUGUACAGUUUUUCCUCAAAUAUGUUUGUUUUAUUUUAUUUCCAGACAAUGGUGAACUUGUAUUGUUAUUUUCUUAUAAGUAUUUUUUUAUUUUAUUUUAGUUUAUGUAUAUUACUUUAUAUUAUAAAUUAACACUAGCUUUAAUUUGAAAUUGCUGAAAUUGACAAACUAAAAAUAUGACCUGGCCACUUUAUGGUGUGACAAUGUUCACUGUCUCGAUGACAUUAUUUUCUCUCUUAUUUCCAAAACGUAAUCCUUCAUGGCUCUUUUUCUGGAAGACUAAGUUUUGGUCUCCACCAUAGAAUCAGCCAGCAUGAACUGUGUGUGCGUGUGUGUUUGUGUGUGUGUGUGCGCGUGUGAGUGCUUCAUAAGAGCCAGCAUCAAUUCAUUUUUUUUUUCUUGUUUGCCUUUUGUUUUUAUUUUUUUUCUGUUACACACCAAAACAUACUGAACCACAAAGCUGGAUUGUGAUUAACUGAAAUUCAGAAAUCUAAUUUAAAAGAUAAUGAUCAGAAUGAUUAUACUGAAGCACUGAGCAGUUUUUACUUUGAUUGAAUUCAUGAAUGUGGCCAAAGCUUUAUGCAGUUGAAACAAAAAAGGAAAAAAAAGAAUUUGUGCCCCAGAUAACUGUAUAUUUUAUUGUGGCACAAAACGCGAUAGUGGACUCGAUGAUCCACAGAUCAACAUUGGGAUACUUGAUUUUAAUGGACAAUUCCAAGAGAGAUAAAGUAAAGCUUUUGCUGUAGAGGUCAUUGUUUUGCCCACUGUGAAAAACAAACAAGCCCUUGUAUACAAAUAGAUAUAUUUAAAACAAGACAUCAACUUUUUUUUCUUUUCUUUUCUUAUUUUUUGGGUUACUAAGCAAAGAAAAAGGAGAAGGAAUGAUUUUUUUUUUUUUUUUUUUUUUUUUUUUUUUUUUAAGAAAGGACUCUGGGAAGCUUUGGAGAACUUGUUAGGAGGACAUGAAAGGCUGUGGGAACACCAAAACUGGGCAUGGGAGCCGACGGCAGGCUCAAAACAGCUUUAAAAACCACCUCCUAUUUUGAUUACUGACAACUCUGUAAUGGGAACGGACUCUGAAACCAAUGGACACGUGUGACACACUGAGGAAAGCCCUUAAAAUGAAACUGAACUCAAGUGGCUCCAGCUGCCUCCUCCUCCUCCUCCUCCUCCUCCUUUCUGUCUGUCCUUUCUUUCUCCAGCUCUGCCUCUGCUUCUGCGCUCUGAUGGACACUUUUACAAAAUUUCAGGACAGGAUGGACAGAGAUGCUUGCUUCAUUUCUUCCAGUUUUCACGUUGCAGCCCGUUUCAUUUCCUCGCGCUUGUCUCUGAGUGACGAGCGAAGCUCUCCAGUCUAAUGGCGGCCUGCCCCUCUCUCUGUUGGUUACAUAAUCUAAAUAGAGAAAUUAAUAACACGGAGAGGGGAUGGGUUCUCUGAGCUGUCGUUCUUAAAAAAGAAAAAAAAAAAAAAGGCAGUUACACUAAAAAAAAAAAAGCGUAUUAACCAAAAUUAACAAC